CCGCCCGGUUUGGGAAGAUUCCCGGUAUUCUCGCCCGUCCCUUGGGGAGCAGCUGAGGACCGGAAGGUGCAUCCGAGGGCCGAAAAGCGCUCUGAGACUGAGCCGGAGUUCAAGGACCAAGGCUCCCCUCAAACCAUUUUACAGAUAGGAAAACUCGAGACCCAGAGAAGGGAACCACUCGACCAAGUCACCCCAAGCCAAGAACCGAAGGCGGAAACAGAGUCUUCUCCGCGAGGAUGGGACUGCACGCCCGCACAGUGCAUGCGGGAGCUGUGGCCGAAGCCCAACACUAACAGUGGCUGACCAGGGAUCGAGACUGCGUGGAGGGCUGGAUUCUUCCUUGCCUCGGUUUCCCGAGUACUACCUCUGGUGGGGGUCGGGAGACGAGGCAAGUGGCCAAAAGGGCGCCUGCCAGGACUGUCCCCGCGCCUCCUCAAGUCUGAUCGAAAUUCCUUUAGCAAGCUACCUCCCCGCCCCUUAAAAUACGGUCCUCCCGUUCGAGCCUCUCGGCGUUCUAUUGGAAAGACUCCAGGGUCCCAGUCCAUUCUCUAGAAUGAACUGCUCAGACUACCGCGGGAGCUUUCCUGGAACUGCUAACUGCGCAGGCGCAAAGGCCGCCCACCCGGAAGGCGGAAGAACCAGGUCCCGACGCCGUUGGGAGGGUCGGGGGCGGAGAGUGUGUUAACCAAUGACCUGAAGGAGCAGGGAGGGCGGGAUCGGGCCCGCAGUUGCUAAGCGCUACCCUGGAGGGAGGUGAUUUAGGCAAUGGGGUGAAGGGUGGUUCGAUGGCCCUUCACGUCAAUAUCCUUCUGGCCCUCGGAAGUUAAGCAACGAAGAGGCGGACCUACGACCGGAAGCAGGAAGGAGGGCGCAGGAAGCAGGGUGUUGCAGCUGGUCGUGCCGUCGGUCAGUGAGUCUAUCCGUCCCGAGGGCAGGAUGGAGAAACUGCGGCUUCUGAGCCUCCGCUACCAGGAGUACGUGACUCGUCACCCGGCCGCCACGGCCCAGCUGGAGACUGCAGUGCGGGGCCUCAGUUACCUGCUGGCAGGUCGCUUCUCCGAUUCUCACGAGCUGUCAGAGCUGGUGUAUUCUGCCUCUAACCUGCUCGUGCUGCUUAAUGAUGGGAUCCUGCGGAGAGCGCUCCGGAAAAAGUUGCCUGUGUCGCUGUCCCAGCAGAAGCUGCUGACAUGGCUGAGCGUGCUGGAGUGUGUGGAAGUGUUCAUGGAGAUGGGGGCCGCCAAGGUGUGGGGUGAAGUGGGCCGUUGGCUCGUCAUCGCCCUCAUCCAGCUGGCCAAGGCUGUCCUGCGGAUGUUCCUGCUGAUCUGGUUCAAGGCUGGCCUCCAGACCUCACCCCCCAUUGUUCCGCUGGACAGGGAGACCCAGGCACGGCCCCCUGAUGGUGACCAGAGCACUGGCAGCCAGGAGCAGUCGUACGUGGGGAAACGGUCAAACCGAGUGGUACGAACCCUCCAGAGCACCCCAUCCCUGCACUCGAGGCACUGGGGAGCCCCCCAGCAGCGGGAGGGACGGCAGCGACGGCAGCAACAGCAGCAGCGCGAGGAGCUGAGUGUCACCCCCACCCCUCUGGGCCUGCAGGAGACCAUCGCAGAGUCCUUGUACAUCGCCCGGCCGCUGCUGCACUUGCUCAGCCUGGGCCUGUGGGGUCAGCGGUCGUGGACACCCUGGCUCCUCUCUGGGGUCGUGGAUGUGACCAGCCUGAGCCUCCUGAGCGACAGGAAGGGCCUGAGUCGGAGGGAGCGGCUGGAGCUGCGGCGACGGACCAUCUUGCUGCUCUACUACCUGCUGCGCUCCCCGUUCUACGACCGCUUCUCCGAGGCGAGGAUUCUCUUCCUGCUCCGGCUGCUGGCAGACCACGUUCCGGGCGUUGGCCUGGUGGCAAGUAAGUGCGGGACAGGGUGCGAUGAUUACGGAGUGUCACGGGUCUGUCCAGUGGCCCGUGUUCUUGACUAUUGUCUCUUUAUCUCCUUGUCAUUUGAUUCUUGACACAGUCAGGAGAGGGAGCCCAGAGGUCAGGUUGGGCGGGUGACAGCUCCUAGGCAGGGUCAGGCUGGCCCAUAGAGCCUCAGGGGUGGCUGGAAGGGGGUGUCCUGUCCUGGGAGAAGUGUAGGGCCGCCCUGGGCUGUCAGCCUUAGCUGCCCCGGGACCCCGGAGCCGUAUACCGCUGGCUUCUCUGGGGCUUUCUGGCGCCCACCAGGCUGUUUGGAGCUCUCCCCUCAGCAUAGAGGCCAUCAGUGUCCACAGUGGGACCAGCCCUGUGGCUUCUUGAAGCCUGAGGGUCUUUUUGCAAAGGGGGCAAAGGUCACUGCUGCUGCUGCUCUCCUAGGGGCAGGCAGGUGGGAGAGUCUGUGGGGCUGGUGGCCCAGCAGAUGCGAGCAGCCGGGCUGGGGCCGCUGCAGCUGAGAAGGGCCUCAGGUAGAGCGGAGUCAGGUUGGGGCCAGGUUGGAGUCCGGCCCUCAGCUCCGAACUCCCUCUCGUUGCAGGGCCGCUCAUGGAUUACCUGCCUGCCUGGCAGAAAAUUUAUUUCUACAGUUGGGGCUGACCUAUCCCAGGAGUGGGUGCAGGGAGGGGCAGGGGUGCCCCAGCCGCUCGGUCACCCUAAUAAACCGACUCUGGCAGCGA
This is a messenger RNA of Enhydra lutris kenyoni (northern sea otter), 2640 nucleotides long. Its product is annotated as peroxisomal biogenesis factor 16. The transcript is spliced from 10 exons. Gene Ontology annotation, cellular component: peroxisomal membrane. The record is from RefSeq and is a predicted model, not a curated record. Gene Ontology annotation, biological process: peroxisome organization. The coding region runs from base 937 to 2004 and encodes 355 amino acids. NCBI's taxonomy places the organism in Eukaryota, Metazoa, Chordata, Mammalia, Carnivora, Mustelidae.